Molecule: messenger RNA, 3200 nt
Organism: Andrographis paniculata
Lineage: Eukaryota; Viridiplantae; Streptophyta; Magnoliopsida; Lamiales; Acanthaceae
Product: mitogen-activated protein kinase kinase kinase YODA-like
Exons: 12
Coding region: 274-2859 (861 amino acids)
Biological process (GO): protein phosphorylation
Molecular function (GO): protein kinase activity; ATP binding
Source: RefSeq, a predicted model, not a curated record
UAAAUCGGCUUCCCUGUGUAGCGAUCUCCGUUCGCCUCUGCACCGAAUUCAUUUACUGCGUUAGCUUUUUCGUCUCCUUCAAUCGAAGCGAUCUGGUCGGAGAUUCUGGAUUGGAAGCAGGAGCAGCCUUCUGUGUUCUUCCCGGCGUGGUUUUUGGUGGGGGCUCGGCAGCUUUGGAUUUGCGGCGAAACAACGCUAUAAUUUGUAGAUUCUGCGGAUUGAGCCAGCUGUUUUGCCUAUGAGAAGUGAGAACAGUUCCGAACUUGAGAAAAUAUGCCUUCAUGGUGGGGUAGGUCAUCAUCAAAGGAAUCAAAAAAGAAACCAAUUGGAGAGAGUUUUAUUGACACAUUGCAUAAGAAGUUUAAAAGUCCUGAGAGUAAAUCCUCCAGUAGAUCAGGAGGAUCUAGAAGGCGUGCAAGUGAAACAGUUUCUGAGAGAGUAUCUCAGUCGCGAGCCGAGUCAAGGUCUGCUUCUCCUCUGAAACAUGUAGCACGAUGCCAAAGUUUUUCUGACAGGCCCCAAUCCCAACCGCUUCCACUUCCUGGCAUGAGCAGUGGAAAUGUUAGCCGUACAGAUUCUGGAAUCGGUGAAUCAGCAAAACCAAAAAGGGAAAGGACCUCUAAAACAUCGUUGUUUCGGCCGUGUGCAGGACCUGCAUGCAUCCGACACAGGCUGGACCAUUCUGAAUUGGAUGCUGAAUUCGGUGUAACCUCAUUCUCUAGUGAAUGUUCGGUUGAGAGUGAUGAUCUUGGUGAUUCACAUCAGCGCACCCCUCCAGCAACCGACUAUGAUAUUGGAAUUAGAACUGCUUCAGGUAGCCCCUCAAGCAAUUUUAUUGAGGAUCAUUCUCCCCUUGCACCUGUGAUCUCAAAGGAGUCACCAGUUCUGGUGAAUCUAUACACCACCAAUAAAAAUGUCACCACUUCCCCUUCUAGAAGACGACCAUUGAAUGCUAAGGUGGCAAAGUUACAGGUCCCUCGCCAUGGUGCCUUCUGCAGUGCUCCAGAUAGCUCAAUGUCCAGUCCCUCUAGAAGUCCGAUGAGACCAUCUGGUUAUGAACAGGUUAUGCGUUCUGCAUUUGCAGCAGGAAAGGUUUAUGCUGAUCUUCCCGUUGUUGGAUCUGCUCAAUGCUCUAGUCCAGGCUCUGCUCAAACUUCAGGCCAUAAUUCAAUGGUAGGUGAUAUAUCAGGGCAAACAUUUCGGCAGCCCAGUAGAGGGAGCCCCGAAUAUUCACCAAAUCCUAGUCCUAGGUUGACAAGCCCUGCCCCUGGUUCCAGAACUCAGAGUGGUGCUGUAACCCCUGUUCAUCCUAGAGUUGGAGGGAGCCAUUCUGAAUCUCCGAGUAACUGGCAUGACGAUGCUAAACAAAGUCACCCACUGCCUCUUCCGCCUCUACCUGCUUCCAAUUCAUUUUUCUCGCAUCCUAGUUCUGCUGGGGCAUCACCCUCUGUACCUCGUAGUCCUGGGAGAGCGGAUAAUAUGGCAGGCCCUGUUUCUCGGUGGAAGAAAGGGAAGUUGAUCGGUCGUGGCACAUUUGGACAUGUUUAUGUUGGCUUUAAUAGUGAAACAGGUGAAAUGUGCGCCAUGAAGGAGGUUACAUUGUUUGCUGAUGAUGCAAAGUCAAGGGAAAGUGCAAAACAGUUGGGACAAGAAAUUGCAGUGUUGAGUCGCUUAAAGCAUCCAAAUAUUGUGCAAUACUAUGGAUCUGAAACGGUGAGUGACAAGCUGUAUAUAUACUUGGAGUACGUUUCCGGUGGUUCCAUCCAUAAGAUUCUACAGGAGUACGGAAAGCUAGGAGAGUCAGCCAUUAGGAGCUACACUAAGCAAAUUUUGUCUGGGCUUGUGUAUUUACAUGCGAAAAAUACCGUUCACAGGGAUAUCAAAGGGGCCAAUAUUCUUGUAGACCCAAAUGGCCGUGUGAAGUUGGCUGACUUUGGCAUGGCGAAGCAUAUUGCAGGGCAAUCGUGUCCAUUAUCAUUUAAGGGUAGCCCUUAUUGGAUGGCACCUGAGGUCAUAAAGAAUUCGAAUGGGUGUAGCUUAGCUGUUGAUAUAUGGAGUCUUGGCUGCACUGUCUUGGAAAUGGCUACUUCGAAACCUCCUUGGAGCCAGUAUGAGGGGGUUGCUGCUAUGUUCAAAAUUGGAAAUAGUAAAGAACUCCCGACCAUACCUGAUCAUCUCUCGGAUGAAGGGAAAGAAUUCGUCAGGCUUUGCCUGCAACGCAAUUCUGUACAUCGUCCUACAGCUGCUCAAUUAUUGGAGCACCCAUUUGUGAAAAAUGCCCUUCCUCCUGAAAAGCAAAUACUGAGCCCGUCAUCUUCAGAUCAUCCUAAGGGUCCUGGUCAUUUAAGAAGUCUUCAGCCCUUGGACACCGAGAAACUCGCCAUCCACUCGUCCAGAGUAUCGAAUACAAAUUUUAAUCCUAGUGAGAUUUACAUGCCGAGGAAUAUAUCAUGCCCGGUGUCUCCAAUCGGGAGCCCUCUUCUACAACCACGGUCGCCACAAAACCCGAGCGGGAGGAUGUCCCCGUCGCCCAUUUCCAGCCCCCACGCCACAUCCGGCGCAUCCACACCGCUGACCGGGUGUAUUGGCGCCAUCCCGUUGCACAAUCAAUACAUUUUAUUAUCGCAGGAGCACUACGGUGGCCCUCAGCCGAAGCGCCCACCCCCCUGCCCUCAAGCCAACAGCAGCACGAAUUAUUGGGACCCCGACAUUCUCGGAAAGCACUUGGGGAGGACUUUUAAUGGAGACCUGUACGAGCCAACGCAGUCGUUCUUGGCUGACCGUGUGUCCCUCCGGGUGGCUGGAAAAUUCGAGCCGAGCCCUGUGCCUCCUCCGCUGGCCUGCCACCGCAUGACUUGAGUAAGUGUAAGAAAGAUUGAUUGAUUUUAAUGUUGUUUUGCAGUGGUGGCUAGCUUGGGGUCGAAUUACCCGACCCGACCCGACCGGAAUGUUAGAAUGAUGGAUUUACUGUGGUAAUUAUACAUCGAUGAUUCGAUGGUCAUUCUCAUUGGGAAGUUGAGAUUUUAGGAGCUGAUCCUUUGGCUGUCUUUUUGUGGUUUUGAAACAUCUAUACUUGUAAGAAAAAACAAGAACAUAGACAGGAAUCUGGAUGGAGAUAUAUAUAUAUAUAUAUAUAUAUAUAGGGAAGCAGUGUAGAACUAUUUAUUUCAUUGACAGAUAAAUUUGCAAUUGCUGCUGUA